UUUUUCCUUAAACAAACGAAGCGUAAAUGAUAAUGCCAAUAAUCCUCAAGUUUUUGAUAAUUUUGAUGAUUCACGCUGCCGUUAGCGAUGCCGAGACAAUUGAAAUGGACGAUGAGAAUUGCGAGACUCUGCAAUCAGAAGUACAUAUUACCAAGGACGAAUACGACGAGAUACAAGGACGUCUGAGACGAACUUGUAGCGGCGAUGUGACCGUCGCGAAAUGCGAAGGAUUUUGCAAUUCGCAGGUUCAACCGAGCGUUGUCACCACUACGGGAUUUUCGAAAGAGUGCUAUUGCUGUCGCGAGAGUUACAUGAAGGAAAGACUUGUUGUGCUAAAUCAUUGCUACGACGCAGAUGGGAUAAAACUGACAAAUAUCGAAGACGAGAUCAUGGAAAUCAAGAUACGAGAACCUGCCGAAUGUAAAUGCAUCAAAUGCGCAAUUGUUGGAGUUGACGAGUGUCAGACAACGAGAGUGAUACACUUUCUCGAGUAUCCUGGUUGCGUUCCAAAACCAAUUCCGAGUUAUGCGUGCAGAGGACGUUGCAGCAGUUAUCUGCAAGUGUCCGGCUCCAAGAUGUGGCAAAUGGAGAGGAGCUGCAUGUGUUGUCAGGAAAGCGGUGAGAGAGAGGCUAGUGUGUCACUGUUCUGUCCGAGGGCUAAGCCAGGAGAGAAGAAGUUCCGCAAGGUGAUCACCAAGGCGCCUUUGGAAUGCAUGUGUCGACCGUGCACCAGCGUAGAGGAAUACGCGAUAGUCCCUCAGGAAAUCGCAGGAUUUGCCGAUGAGGGUCCGUUUGCGACGUCCGCGCAUUUCAGACGAUCUUCUGGCUUACAGUAGAGAUAUACAUCUUCUCCUUAGAGAGAAAUUUAUGAAUUAUUCUUCGGUCGCCGACGAAUUUCGCGCUGAUAAAUAUGUAAGACGCAACUUAUUAUCUUAUUAUUAUUACUGCGAUAAACAAUUAUACGGUAUAAAAUUCUCAAAUGUGAGCAUUUUAUUACUUUUUGUUUUAGUCACAAACGAGUUAAGUAUGUGAAAUGUAUGUGUGGAAAAAUAUAUAUAUAUAUAUACAUACACA
Molecule: messenger RNA, 1074 nt
Organism: Pseudomyrmex gracilis
Lineage: Eukaryota; Metazoa; Arthropoda; Insecta; Hymenoptera; Formicidae
Exons: 5
Coding region: 27-836 (269 amino acids)
Biological process (GO): G protein-coupled receptor signaling pathway
Cellular component (GO): extracellular region; bursicon neuropeptide hormone complex
Molecular function (GO): neuropeptide hormone activity; G protein-coupled receptor binding
Source: RefSeq, a predicted model, not a curated record